Messenger RNA from Ricinus communis (castor bean), 1126 nucleotides. Its product is annotated as thylakoid lumenal 16.5 kDa protein, chloroplastic. NCBI's taxonomy places the organism in Eukaryota, Viridiplantae, Streptophyta, Magnoliopsida, Malpighiales, Euphorbiaceae. The record is from RefSeq and is a predicted model, not a curated record. Bases 168 to 890 code for a protein of 240 amino acids. The transcript has 4 exons. Gene Ontology annotation, biological process: photosystem II repair.
AGCAUUGCGAAAAUGACUGGAUCAGAUUACAGAAUCCUGCAACCUUAUCCUCUACUACAAACACUUCCAAACUAUCAAUACCUCUGAUUUUCCCACCAAAAAGAAAAAAACCAGAAAAGCAAACAAAAGAAAUUAGAAAAAAAAAAAAAAGGAAAGAAAAUCAAGAAAUGGCAACAACAUUUCUCUCAACUGCAAAAUCCUUCCUCUCCUCUAAUCUACCAUCUUCUUCAUCAUCAUCAUCAUCAUCAUCAACAUCUUCUUCUUUGUCUUCAUUAACUGCACCUUUAUUAUUUUGUCCACAAAAGAACAAUGCAAAGAGACCAAUCAUAUUAUGCAAAGCUUUGAGUGAGUCAGCACCACCAACUUCUCCAAUUAUAAGCAAAAGAAGUCUCUCUGUUUGCUUCAUUACCAGUUUUGUAUUUUCAUUGACUAGUAGGGGAAAUUCCAGUGCCAAUGCAGCUAUUUUAGAGGCUGAUGAUGAUGAAGAGCUUUUGGAGAAAGUGAAGAAAGAUAGAAAGAAAAGAAUUGAAAGACAAGGUGUUAUUAGCUCAUCCAACAAGGAAAAAGGGUAUUUGCAGGAUGUGGUUUACAAGCUGAGCAAAGUAGGUCAAGCCAUAGAAAACAAUGAUUUAACUACAGCUAAUUCAGUUCUCGGGGGAACCACGGAUACAGAUUGGGUCCAAAAGGCUAAUUUAGCUUUCGAUAAGCUGAGCUCUAGUCCUGAAGAGAAGAAUCAGGUUGAUACAUUCAAUUCCUCACUAGCUUCAUUGAUUUCAUCAGUUGUUCGAAAUGACAUUGAAUCCUCAAAAACUGCUUUUGUGUCAUCAGCCACUGCAUUUGAGACAUGGACAACCUUGACAGGGCUGGUUGCUCAGCUAAAAGGGCUUUAAUAAGGAGAGGCAGGAUUCUGUUUUUUCUUUUUCUUUUUUCCUGUUUGUUCUUUCUUCAACAUUCACAGCUCCAGUUGAUUACCCUGGCUCAUUUUAUUCAAUCCUUCACUGAUUUUGUUUGUAGUCGCGUCGACCUGGAGGCCAACAGGCUAUUUUCCUGGCACAAGAGUAUUAUUUCUUUGCUCAAUCUUCUUGAGCUUCGGUUACAAGCAAUAACAUUGUCCUUUUUUUGUUUU